CAAAAAACUUAAUGUGGCACCAGGGGUGGAGUCCACCAGACGGUCUUUCAUCGGGUCACACGGUUCGGCCCAGUGGCCAAACUGCAACCGCCUGAUGGAGACCAUCUUCAUCCAGCUCUGCAUGGCCAUCACUGGCAAAAAAAAGAGGAGCCCCGAGAGCAGCCAGAGCCAGAGCCGCUGGACCCAAGUCAUCCAUGCGUAUAACAACUUACGCCAAUGUGUUAUCAACAACGCACGUGUGAUGACUGAAACCACCAUCCAGCUGUCCGAGGUGAACACGGCAACGCUGGCAAAAUGCCGGAGUCAAGAGACUAAGGUGCUGCAACAAGCCAUCCCCUGUCCUGAGGCUCCAAUUACAGGACCUGUGCAGCAGCAGUCUACACUCCAGAAAGAGGCUCUGUCCGUCGUGGUUGUGGUGGACAACCCACGUCUUUUCCCUGCCAACCAAUACAGCAGGCACGGCCAGGAAAAGACGGCUGACAUUUGGGGAGACGGACCAACCUGCCGCAACAUCCUCUUCGCUACAGCGCCCUUCAGCCACCGCCACGCUCACAUCCCUGCAGUGCCCUUCAGCCACCGCCACGCUCACAUCCCUGCAGUGCCCUUCAGCCACAACGACACAAGGUCCAAGCCAGAGGCUGAUCCUGCCAGCCGAUCUUGUGCCUUCAACACCACCUGUUUUAGAUGUUCCCUAUAGUACACAAAGGUACAGAAAGAGGAGGACGGAGAGGGAAGAGGCGGGUGAACAGUUUAGAAAGUACACUAAAAAAAAACGAUGUGGUGGUGUGUAGAAGCUGCUUAAAGGAUCGCAAGCUGCCAGGGCACCAGGAGUUCUACGGGAACUGGUACUGUGGGGAGACAGCCAUCGAGUCCUUGACUGAA
Molecule: messenger RNA, 882 nt
Organism: Perca fluviatilis (European perch)
Lineage: Eukaryota; Metazoa; Chordata; Actinopteri; Perciformes; Percidae
Exons: 3
Coding region: 95-697 (200 amino acids)
Source: RefSeq, a predicted model, not a curated record